This is a messenger RNA of Xiphophorus couchianus (Monterrey platyfish), 5207 nucleotides long. RefSeq names its product G protein-coupled receptor 184 (gene gpr184). Gene Ontology annotation, molecular function: G protein-coupled receptor activity. NCBI's taxonomy places the organism in Eukaryota, Metazoa, Chordata, Actinopteri, Cyprinodontiformes, Poeciliidae. The coding region runs from base 398 to 1435 and encodes 345 amino acids. The transcript is spliced from 2 exons. Gene Ontology annotation, cellular component: membrane. The record is from RefSeq and is a predicted model, not a curated record. Gene Ontology annotation, biological process: G protein-coupled receptor signaling pathway; G1/S transition of mitotic cell cycle; negative regulation of G2/M transition of mitotic cell cycle.
CCCCUCCCUCAUUGGCAGAUAGGUCUCGUGUACGCUGCCGACCUGCUGCUGACAUUUAAGUCGCAGCUGCUUUCAGGAAGUCAAAAAUAAUAAGAAAAAAAAUAUUAGGAGAAAUUACAAAGACAAAGGUCCACGUACUUUGUGGUAAUUGCUUUACUAGCUGGUGAUGCUCUCACUCGUUGAGGUGGACAAUGUGAGACUGUGGAGACUGGAUUUUAAAUUAUGAGGAUUUUUCUUUCUCUCUGAAGAACAUUUUCUGACCAGCAGACUGAAGUUGUAACAUCUGUGGAACGUGUUCCACUCCUUGGCAGGAAGACAGAUUUUCUUCUUCAAACACACAACUCUGAACGAAAACAGGUGAACUUCCAAAACCAGACAGCGGCUGAACUCUGAGGACAUGAUGAACGUCACACCCACAGCAAUUUUAGCCACGACAAAUGCUACACAUAAACCAUGUGUUGAUAUCGAGCCGAGUCCUGUCAGCGACUUCCUGAUGGCUGUUUACAUCCUGGCUUUUGUCUUUGGCUUGACUUUCAAUGUGCUGACUUUGUACCCAAUAUACAAGCAAGUAAAGCAGCAGAACGUUUUGGGGAUCUUCCUGCUCAACCUGUCAAUAUCAGACUUGCUAUUCAUCUUCACCAUGCCGCUUUGGAUAAAUUAUUACCGACGGAACCAUCGAUGGGGACUAGGUGUGGAGACCUGCAAUGUAGCAGGAUUCUUCUACUACUCCAACAUGUACAUCAGCAUGUAUCUGCUGUGUUGUAUCUCUGUGGACCGCUGCCUGGUGGUCUGUUACCCAUUCCGCUUCAAGCCCCACCGUACAUCUCGAUACGCAUGGGUCCAGUGUGCCGUAGUUUAUGCUUUGGUUAUGAUCACACACAUAUACAUUCUGCAAAAUGACGAAUUAACAGAUGCUCAUGAUGACACAUACAGCAGUGACCGUUGUUAUGAGACCUACCCAAUUAAGCGUAAUGUGGCCAUGUUUAAUAUGAUCAGAGUGGGAUUAGGCUUCAUACUACCACUGCUCGUGUUGGGAGUGAGCUACUGGAAGGUGCUGGCCACUGUGGGGAAAAGUCCCGCCCUGAGUGCCUCAGCUAAGAGGAAAGUUUGUCUGCUAUCCUAUGGAGUAAUUGGCAUCUUCUCAGUUUGUUUUGCUCCCUAUCACAUCCUCCUCUUUGUGCGCUCACAUGUCAGAUUCUUCAACACAGAAGAAGUUCACUGUGAUUUUGAACGUAAGAUGCACUUCCCCUUCUCCAGCACUCUGGCACUGUCCAGCCUGAACUGUGUCGUGGAUCCUGUGCUCUAUGUUCUGGUCAGUAAUAGUGUAAGAGAUGAACUGAAAUUUUGCUGUAGAAGUGAUGAACAGAAAGGGAUGGAGGACUGCAGGCUGACUUCGGGUAAAAAAGAAACAUCUAAAGAGAGUGCUUUGAUAUGAAGGGUAGACGGACUGUGAUGUAUUAUUUGUUUGUAUGUACAAUAUGUAUUAGCCCUUACGGCCUCAAUUACAGAGUAACUUAAAACUGCUCAUUCCUGUGAUACAGAUGGGAGUUGUGAUGUAAAGAAAUAAGAUUGUAUCAGAUGUUUUCAGAAACAUGUUCCCUCUUCUAUGUGACAUGUGAACCAGUUUAAUUCAACUGAAAAGCUGAAAAACCUGCAAAGGGGAAAACACAAAAAGAUAAAAUAGCACCAAUAACCAUAUACAGUAAGUGCACAUACGCUUACACUUGUUAUUUCAAGUGUUUUAGUGUGCAUAAUAACAUACUAAAAAGUGUUAUUAUGCGCCUUUUAGUGUACAUUUAAUCUGCCUCUACAUCUAUUAUCAAUUGUAGCUAAACUGAUUAACCUGAAGCUCAGAAAUUGUAGCUUUACUUUUCUUGUUUUGCUUCAGAACUGAUUAGCAGGCUUCCCCGAGGAAUCUAUUCUAGUAUCGUGACUCCAGGUUUAGUACAGUUUUUCACUUGAAACCAGAAUUAAAAUCUGAGACAAAAUCUGCUGGAUUAUCUGGGAGGGUUGUGAAAAAGGUCUGGUAGAUUCUGAGAUUUUCAGGCAGAGUAAGCAAAUAUUGGUUUGACAAGGAGUGUUAAGUCUCAAUGCUGUUAUUGAAUCAAAAGUUGUUUUUUUAAUGUGUUAUUUAUUUUGCAUACACAUGCAAACCACACCAGGCUGGUAUUAGUAUGUCAGUUUAGUAUUUUUGCCCAAGUAAAAGUUUUUUUUUUUUACUUAAACUGAAAAAGUUGAACUUGAUAAAUGUGACAGUGCAUUUGAAAAAAAGUUUGGAAAUGUUUCACUUACUAACUUCAAAAAUGUCCUGAACUUUUACCGAAUGUGUGGACGUCUAGGCGUCUGUUUCUCCCGCUCUGCACAGUAUGCAUAGAGGAAGAAGGCUGUGAGAUGUUUGUGUCGCAUUGUAGUCUUUUGGCUUAAUUGCUCCUGAGGCUUCUCUAAGUGGCAGACAAUUUUUGUUACACACUUACAUUGAACCAGCCUUUUUACUUUAUUUUCAUUCUGUGCACAUUGCAUAUGUGUACCAUGCAAUUCUUGAAGUGUAAAUAAAAGCAUGCAUGCAAUUUCCACCACAAAUUAAUAUCAAAACUCUUAAACUUUGGAGACCUGUUGCUGUGGAACCCCACACCCUCCAAAAACCCCUCUGGUUUGAACAAGUGCACAGUGUUGAGGUUGUUCAGUUUUUGCAGCUGGCAUUUUAAUAAUUGUCAAAUGAAGGUGAAAAACACUGCAAAGCCCAUAUGUCCAAGUACAUAGUCAUUAUUUUGCGCAUAAAGAUAAUCAUAAAUCCAGCACAGCUGUGCCACUGUGUGCCGCGCGUUUGUCAAGUAGGCGAGAAAAGUAAUCAGGAAGCAUGAGUGCAUCUGAGUGUGAAUGAGGCAUAAUUUUAUUCCCAUUUGAGCUGAUCAUUUGAAAAGAAGCAUGGUACAAAAAAAGGAAGAGAGGGAAGAAAGGAAGAAAUAAGGAAAAGAAAGCAAAAAAGUAAGAAAUAAAGUUUAUGGACUUAUCAACUUUUGGCCCUGUAUUAAUGGUAGCUAUUUCAGAAAUUCUUCCAAGUUUAAAUGUUGCAUGUUGACCAGGAUACAAGAGAAAGGCUGAGACAAACUCACAUAAACAAACGUAACCUGUUUGUGGGAUACAAUACUCAGCAUAACUAAUCAAACUUAAACAUACCGCAGACUUGUAUUUAUAUACGUGUCACUUGGGGUUUAUUGCCUCUUCCUUUCUGGCUUCCAAGGUGUUUGUUAAACCUUGCCGUCUAACCUAUGUGUGAAAAACAGUUUUUUGACCAUUUCCUCUUGCAGAAUGCAUGCAUUUAAAACUAUACUUCUGUGAAGAAGGUGUUUGUAAUGCACUUCCUUGACAUGCCAUUAGUGAUAAAGGCAUGUCACUGUCAACAAAUAAGACCUUUGUUAAGAGUUUACAUUUGUAGCCCUAGGUAACUUGAAUGUUAUAUAAGAAGUGAACAUAAUAAAUCUUCCACAGGCUGAGUUUGAUGUGAGGUCAGAUGUGCUCAUUUGAAUUUUCUCUCUGAGGAAUAUAACACAUACAUUAUCAUCUGUGUAAGCUUUUAUUCAAUUAUGAAAUGUAACCAGUUAGAGUAUAAAAAUUAAAUCAGAUCAAGAGACGAGACUUUUUCUGAACACGUUGUAUUCUAGAGGACCUUGUUGUUAAAAGAUUUUAUGUAUUCUUGCGUCGUGUUCUUUUGUUGUAAAGAGCGUCGCUAAGAAAUAAAAUGCAUUAUUAUCAAUGUAAAUGUGGAAGAGUUUUAAAGUAGAGAAGAAGAAGCAGAAGAAGAAGAAGAAAUUGUGCUCACCACAUCUAGAUGCCUGUGUGCAUUUUGCUGUUGCCAUGACAAUAUUUGUAUUAGCAAGAAAUUAAACAACCGUUCCUGUCUGGGAAGUUGGCUGGUGACAGUAAAUUUGCUCAGUUUCAGUUCACAAAAUUUGCGUGUUAAUUGACUCUUUCCCAUCACGUCUUUGGUUAUUAGAAUUUCACAAUAUCUCUUGUCAAUGUAAUGUCUGAGGAGUCUGUCAUUUUAGUUGCUAUCAGCAGUAAGUGUAAGCUAUUAUUAUGAGCCCCAGACAUACAGAAGAAUGCAUGUGACGCCUUCCCGCACAGAUCUGCUCAAUUAUGCUUCACAGCUCAGUCUCUCCUGUUGACUUGGAUUCCUCCGGUAGAUUUUCUACCGGGCCAGUCAACAAAGAGACGGAGACGUUUUGAAUGAUGGCAUUGAUUUUCGCCGCUGUUUUAAAAUUGUAGUCUCUGCCUGUAGUUCUAACAAUGACAGCGAAGAAAGUGAAUGAAGCUUUUACAAUCCGUGUUUCAAAAAUUGAAUUAACAUUAACAGCCCCCUGGACAGAAAACAGAAAAAGUUGCUUUGUUUUAUUUUAUUUGUUCAUUUUUGGCUUCCAAUCUCUGUAAGUCAUGAAUCAUGUCAGCUUUGGAGAUAAUAGACUUCAGUUAGAGUCUAUGUUCCUUGGGAUACACAUAAGGAUGCUGCUAUUUUCUCGAUACAGUCAAUACUAAAGUAAAAUGCUCUAAAUGUUCCUACUAUAAAUAUUUAAAGGUCAGUCAUGACAGGAGUGACAGCAAAGUUAUUUUAAUGUUAUUCUUAAAGAGAAAUCAGUGUCAGCACUUUUCAAGUGCCAGAGAUAAAUACCGGGCUGUUCCUGAUCUCUGAUUAGCACAUCUUUGGUGUGAAGAAUCAUGAUAUGUCUUUGUAUGAACUGCUAUGACAUUAUCAUGAGUAAAGUUGUUUAAAGAUGGCGCAUACCUCUUUUUCAAUGGCCCAUGGUGAGGCGUUCAGUGUGGAAAAACUGAACCGAGGCCAUUUGUGCAUGUUAAAACAAUCAACUGUGCUGUACGGAUGGCUUACACAUGAUCUUUUUCACACUUUGCACCCAAACCAGACAUACUCUCAUGGUUUGGGUGGCCUAUUUAAGAUGCAAACCCUCCAGCUGCACUCUAAAUUUUCUGCCUUCCUGCCUUCUGCUGCCAGCUUGUGCUUCUCCACCACCUGAUCACCCAAUUGGGGACGGAGUUCAGAGUAUCUUUGCUAAGUUCCUGACAUAAGGCAGACAAGCUAAGGGGAGUGGAGAUAUACUAGACUCUCCACAACAUGUUGACCAGCCUGAUCUUGAAUUAAUGAGAUUCGAGCUCUAAACUUAAUAAAAGGUAAUAAAAACGUAUUUGAACCUUUA